CGUGCGUUAGGGCCAAAAUCGCGCCCAAGGCGACGAGAGCCGCCGCGGCUGGCCUCGGAGGCGCGGUAGGGCUUAGUUGGACGCUUGUGAAGCCGAAACACGCUUGACUAGGCUGCCCAUACGCACAUUAGGGACAGGCUGCCCAGAGGCGCGACCUUGCCAAACGCGUGCCGUGCAGCAGCUGUUGGGGGACACGAUGCAGGUGUCCCCGGCCCCGCGUGGCGGCGCGCCCGAGGCCAGGCCACGCGGUCCGCCCCAGAGGCCGUCGCCGGGAGCUGCGCCCGACGCCGCAUCGCGCGGUCCGCCCCAGAGGCCGACUGGAGCCGCGCCCGACGCCCCAUCGCGCGGGCCGCCCCGGCGGCCGCCGCCCGGCGGCGACGCCACACGACGGAGGCCGCCGCCGCCGAGCAACCCGCCGCCGCGACCACCGGUCGAGGACGACGCGCCGCCGGCCGAGGCCUUCUUCGCGCUCAUCGAGUCGCGCGACGACCCCGGCGCCGGACCGCCGCUGAUAAAACGGCGGCGGACGCGCUGGGCCGCACGCCUCACGUACCUCGGCCUACUAGCCGCACCGGUCGUCUUUAGCAUGAUCAUUUUAAACCGAAAGACGUCGUGGUUCACGGUCGAGGAGCGCAUGCGCUACGACGGCUCCGGCACGUACCCGCGGAAUAUCUACACGCCGAAACAUAUCUCGCAUUGGUACUUCGUGGCCCUCGGCGGCGCCUUCAUCUGGAUCAUGCUCACGCUGCUGGCCGUGCUGCAGUUGGAGCCGGGGCCCGGCGAAAAAGUGGACGAGGGCGAGGACGCGGCCUGGGUGCCCGCGCGCGACGUCAAAAAGAUCGCGCCCUUGCCCUACGAGUCGGACAUGUCCUGCGACGAGUCGGCCCUCUCCGGCGACGACGCCGCGCACCGGAAGUCGUCCGAGUGGGACAAGCGGCAUCGACGGCGGAUAGCGGGCACCAAAGUGCUGCCGACGAGGUAA
This is a messenger RNA of Pelagomonas calceolata, 982 nucleotides long. The record is from the annotation of a GenBank genome assembly. Lineage: Eukaryota; Pelagophyceae; Pelagomonadales; Pelagomonadaceae.